GCCUGGCAGGACGCCGAGUGUGGAGGGUGGAGGCUUGGGCAUGGGCAGCCAGGCAUUGCGCUGUGAGGGCAGGAGGCCCGUCCCAGGGAGCUGGAGGCCAUCGGAGCGUAGAGGCAGCCCUGGAGGCAGCCGAGGUCGCACGUCAGAAGUCCAGUCGGCGGAGCCCCAUCCUGUGCACUCUCCUCCAGGUUGACGAGGAAAGCAGGUUCCAGCAUGAGGAAGCUUGUCCUGUGCAUUGCGCUACUGGCGGCCUGCACCUGCGGGCUCUUCCCUUUCAUCUCGAGAGGCAAAGAUCUCCCUUGGGGACAGACGGAGGAGCUGCGCGCGGCCAGCGCCCCGGAGCAGGGCCGGCUCCUGAUGGACAACGGCCCCCACGGCGCGGGGAGAAGAUUCCUCAACCGAAGGGAAGUAAUUUCCCCAUCACAGCUUCUGUCUCUUUCCAAACUCCCUGAGCCCACGAGCGGAGCGAUCUCCCGAGCGGAGAUCAUGGAAGCAUCCGUGCAGACAAUGACAAGAGCUUCCCCAAGACGCAAGCAAUCCCGGCUGCUCACUGGUGAGCCCCAGGGUGUCGGCUGUCAGGCGUUUGGGGAUGGCAGGGAGGGGUGGCUGCUCAUUCACAGGAUAGAGAGGUGGUUCUGUAAAUCUGUCUCCCCUGCCCAGGUCCGGGAGGUGACAAGGAGAGUCAUUCAAGCUCCCAACGAAGCGGUCACGGACGAUGGACAAUAUUCUGACCUCCUGAUGGUGUGGGGGCAAUAUAUCGGUCACGACAUCGCGUUCACACCCCAGAGUACCAGCAGAGCCGCGCUGGGCGGAGCAGCUGACUGUCAGCUGACGUGUGAGAAGCAAAGCCCUUGUUUUCCCAUACAGCUCCCCGCCAACGCCUCGCGGACGCCGGCCUGUUUGCCCUUUUCCCGCUCGUCCGCCGCCUGCGGCACGGGCGCCCAAGGAGCCUUCUUUGGCAACCUGUCCAGGGCAAACCCGCGGCAGCAGGUGAACGGAUUUACCUCCUUCCUGGACGCGUCCACCGUGUACGGCAGCUCCCCGGCCGCGGAGCGGCAGCUGCGGAACUGGACCAGCGCCGAGGGGCUGCUCCGCGUCAACGCGCGCCACCGCGACGCCGGCCGCGCGCACCUGCCCUUCGCGCCCCCGCCCGCGGCCUGCGCGCCCGAGCCCGGCGCCCGCGCGCCCCGCGCGCCCUGCUUCCUGGCCGGGGACGGCCGCGCCAGCGAGGUCCCCGCCCUGACGGCGCUGCACACGCUGUGGCUGCGCGAGCACAACCGCCUGGCCGCCGCGCUCAAGGCCCGCAACGCGCACUGGAGCGCCGACACCGCCUACCAGGAGGCGCGCAAGGUGGUGGGCGCCCUGCACCAGAUUAUUACCAUGAGGGACUACGUGCCCAAAAUCCUGGGCCCCGAGGCCUUCCAGCAGCACGUGGGCCCCUACACAGGCUAUGACCCCUCCGUGGACCCCACCGCGUCCAACGUGUUCUCCACGGCCGCGUUCCGCUUUGGCCAUGCCACGGUGCACCCGCUGGUGUGGAGGCUGGACGCCCGCUUCCAGGAGCACCCCGUGCUCCCCCCGCUGCGGCUGAAGGAUGCCUUCUUCAGCCCCUGGAGGCUGCUCAAGGAAGGGGGUGUGGACCCCCUCAUAAGGGGCCUUCUGGCGAGACCUGCCAAGCUGCAGGUGCAGGACCAGCUGAUGAGCGAGGAGCUGACGGAGAGUCUGUUCGUGCUGUCCGGCGAGGAGGCCCUGGACCUGGCAUCGCUCAACCUGCAGAGGGGCCGGGACCACGGCCUGCCAGGUCUGCCACCCUGCAGGCUCCUUCCCAAUGCUUGCGUCCACGUGCCCAGCAGCCUGGCUGGGCCAUGGGGGAUGCCGGUGGGUGGGCAGCUGACCUGUCCUGUCUGUGCAGACAUCAACGAAUGUGAGGACCCGGGGGCACCUCCCUGCCAUGCUUCGGCCCGUUGCGAGAACACCCAGGGCGGCUUCCUGUGCAAGUGCUCGGACCCCUAUGUGCUGGGAGAGGACGGCAGGACCUGUCUAGACUCUGGGAGGCUCCCGAAGGCGUCCCUGGUCUCCAUCGUGCUGGGUGCCCUGCUGGUGGGCGGCCUGGCGGGCCUCGCCUGGACAGUGAUUGGCAGAUGGUGAGUCCCGCCCCCACUGACAGGUCAUUCCCGCUCCUGUGCGCCGGCUGGGAACCAUGCUGCUUGGUUUUUCUGAAGGUGGUUCCCAGUGCCCCAGAGGCAUCUGCCUCCAGAGCCGCUUCAUGCAGCCCAUUACGCUCUGGCUCUUUCAUUACACUGUAAAUGCUAAAAGCAGGGUGGCCACCUCACACUUUAGGGGGGUUGGAUAUCUGUGGGUGGAGACCCAGUGCUGUCGGAUUCCUGCUAACAUUAAAUGAUGGUAUUGAGGUA
Manis javanica (Malayan pangolin) is the source of this 2414-nucleotide messenger RNA. Lineage: Eukaryota; Metazoa; Chordata; Mammalia; Pholidota; Manidae. The record is from RefSeq and is a predicted model, not a curated record.